Messenger RNA from Aureobasidium namibiae CBS 147.97, 1071 nucleotides. RefSeq lists its product as uncharacterized. The coding region runs from base 1 to 1071 and encodes 356 amino acids. Lineage: Eukaryota; Fungi; Ascomycota; Dothideomycetes; Dothideales; Saccotheciaceae. The transcript has 5 exons. The record is from RefSeq and is a predicted model, not a curated record.
AUGUCUUACAACGACUACAACAGCAACAGCAAUGAUGACUACGGCAGUGGUCGCCAAGGAGGUCUCAACGACAGAACCACUGGCUCGUCAGGCUACGGUCAAGAUUCGAGCUACGGCAAUGACAACCUGAGCAGCGGAAGAAACCCCGGUAGCGGUGUUGGACGCGACGAGUUCAACGACUCUUCGAACUACAACCGUGGUGGUGCUCUUGGCAGCGAUGACAUUGCCGAUCGUAGUGGCUCUGGACUCGGCAGAGACGAGUACUCGUCGUCUGGUCGCGAUGAUUAUGGAUCUUCCAACACUACUGGCAGAGAUACCUACGGCUCCUCCAACACCGACAGAGAUACCUAUGGUUCCUCCAACACCGGCAGAGACACCUAUGGCUCAUCAAACACUGGCAGUGACAACUUCUCUUCGUCAAACGAUACCUACGGUUCCAGCAACACCGGUUACGGAUCAAGCAACACCGAUACCUUUGGACACCACCACAAGUCUGCUGGAGAAAACAUUCGCGAUGAUGACUUGAAGCCUAGCCACGGUAUCGAGAGAGACACACACCACACCACUGGUGGAAACUACCCUUCCACCGACGACAACUUCGGCUCAGGUGCCACCAGCGGCGCCGGUUACGGCAACAAGUCAUCGGCUGACCGUGACACUUAUGACGACUCGAGCAACACGCGCUUUGGCUCAUCGAACGACACUGGCGCCUACUCGGGCAGCAACGACUUCGGCUCCGGUACCACUGGUGGUGCUGGCUACGGCAACAAGUCCACCUCUGGUCGCGACACCUUUGGCGACUCUAGCGAUACUCGUUUCGGCUCUUCGGGAGAGACUGGCGCAUACUCGGGUAGCAAUGAAUAUGGAAGCGGUGCUACCAGUGGUACUGGAUACGGCAACAAGUCUUCCAGCUACGGUACUGAUGAGAGCUCCGGGAAGCAUGGCGAUUCGACCGCUGGAAAGUUGAUGAGCAAGCUUGGUGGUAUGAUGAAGAACGAGAAGAUGGUCGAGAAGGGUGAGGCCAAGCGUGAGGCUGCCGGUGCCUACGGCAAUGAGCGUUCUGACUACUAG